This is a messenger RNA of Syngnathus typhle (broad-nosed pipefish), 1546 nucleotides long. RefSeq names its product peptidyl-prolyl cis-trans isomerase D-like. The transcript has 10 exons. NCBI's taxonomy places the organism in Eukaryota, Metazoa, Chordata, Actinopteri, Syngnathiformes, Syngnathidae. Bases 87 to 1214 code for a protein of 375 amino acids. Gene Ontology annotation, molecular function: protein binding; peptidyl-prolyl cis-trans isomerase activity. The record is from RefSeq and is a predicted model, not a curated record. Gene Ontology annotation, biological process: protein folding; protein peptidyl-prolyl isomerization.
UUCCAGAACUUUCCCUCUUCCAGUCACACCGGCCGGCCGCCGUGUAGCUAGCUUAGCAUAGGCUAACGGUUCAAUAGUGUUGCAAAAUGUCUCACCCAGUGCCCACCAACAAGCCGUCCAAUCCUGAAAACCCUCGCGUUUUCCUCGACGUUGACAUUGGCGAUGCUAGAGCUGGCCGAAUUGUUUUGGAGCUGUUUGUUGACGUCACUCCCAAGACGGCUGAGAACUUCCGAGCCCUGUGCACUGGAGAAAAAGGCCUGGGGAAAACCACAGGGAAACCUCUGCACUUCAAAGGCUGCCCCUUCCACAGGAUUAUUAAGAAGUUCAUGAUCCAGGGAGGUGACUUCUCCAACCAGGACGGCACGGGUGGUGAGAGCAUCUACGGGGAGAAGUUUGAGGAUGAAAACUUUCACUACAAGCACGACCAAGUGGGCCUGCUGAGCAUGGCCAACGCAGGGCCCAACACCAACGGCUCGCAGUUUUUCAUCACCACGGUGCCCACGCCACAUCUGGAUGGCAAGCAUGUGGUCUUUGGACAAGUGCUCAAGGGGAUGGGCGUGGUUAGAAAGCUCGAGGCGAUCGACGCCGAAGACAGCACCCCUCUUAAGCCUUGCGUGAUUGCUGACUGCGGCGACCACAAGGACGGCGACAGCUGGGGCGUUGCCAGCUGUGACAGCACGGGGGAUGCCCACCAUGACUUCCCAGAGGACUCAGAUGUUGACUUUAAGGAUGUGGACAAAGUUGUGUCAGUGGCCGAGGACAUUAAGAAAGUUGGAAACACCCUUUUUAAGAGUCAAGACUGGAAUGCUGCUGUCGACAAAUACAGCAAAGCUCUCAGGUAUUUGGAAACGUGUGGCGAGCUUUUGGAGGAUGAGGGUGAGGAGUCUCCGGUGCAAAAGAAGCUGGUGCCCGCUGUGCUCAGCUGUUACCUCAACACGGCUGCCUGCAAGUUAAAGCUGCAAAUGUGGCAGGAGGCCGUAGACAGCUGCAACGAGGCUCUGGAGCUGGACAAAGGCAACACCAAGGCACUUUUCCGCAGGGCUCAGGCCUGGCAGGGUCUCAAAGAGUAUGGCGAAGCCAUGUCUGAUCUGAAGACCGCUCAGGGAAUAGCGCCAGAAGACAAAGCCAUCAGCAAUGAGAUGAAGCGUGUGCAGAUCCAAGUCCAGCAGGAGAAAGAAAGAGAGAAGAAAAUCUACGCCAAAAUGUUUGCCUAAAUUCCCCCCUUCGUUUAAUCCGCCUCCUGAUGUAACGAAGCUCAAGUCGUUUUUCGAUACUGAAUGGCAAAUGUGGUCACCAUUUUGUCCUUGGAACGUAUGACAAGAUCCUCAGCGAGCGCACAACAGUCAACUAGUUUAUUCACUGAUGUAACAUGUAAAGUACAACAAAAUGUACCAGGAAUAAAUGUUAACUUAUCAAAAAUGCUAUCCGUAAGUCCGUAUUUAAUAUACUUGAAGGCCACUACUAUGCAAAUAUGUUGAAGCCUCACUUUUUUGUGUGGUAGCGGUGGUGUCACAUCAUAAAUAAAAUCCGGUCUCUUUAAACAUGA